Molecule: messenger RNA, 333 nt
Organism: Aspergillus chevalieri
Lineage: Eukaryota; Fungi; Ascomycota; Eurotiomycetes; Eurotiales; Aspergillaceae
Exons: 4
Coding region: 1-333 (110 amino acids)
Source: RefSeq, a predicted model, not a curated record
AUGUCUACCCCUACGAAGAAGGAAUUCCUCUGCAUCUGCCCCGACAAGCCGGGUGUUGUCGACAAGCGCUUGGAGGUCCGGGGAAACCACCUCGAAGGCGCUACAAAGCUCGUCAGUGAGGGUUCUCUCGUUCUUGGAGGCGCAAUGUUCAACUCGCACCCCAAAGAAGGCGAGACUCCUUCGUUCAAGGGGAGUGCUAUGAUGCUGCUCGCUGAGAAUGAGGAGGAAGCGAGAAAAUUGUUGGAGAAUGAUGUCUACACGCGGAAUGGCGUGUGGGAUAUUGAGAAUGUGCAGAUUAUCCCGUUCAAAUCGGCCGUGAGACUGGCGCUGUGA